UAUACAUUCAGAGACAAUUAUAAAAGCAUCUCACAUAUUUAAGAAUCUAAAUGAUGAUUUACCUUUAUUAGUACCAUAGAGGGCAUUCUUGGAUAUUUAACUCCAAGACAUACCAACCUUACUUCAAAAACAAGACCAAAUAUAUAACAAAAAUCAGUGUACAAGAUAUCAAAUUGAUAACCAUGUUAUAGAGUGAAAAAAGGAGAGAAAAUGUUGCAGGUAGAGAAUGAGUCUGAGAUCACAACAUCUUUCAAAAAAAGACUUGAAAUUCACAUGGCUAGAAAUGAGUUACUACAGAAAGAAAACCAAGAACUUAAAGAAGAAGUAUCUCGUUUAAAAUCACAGAUAAUUUCACUCAAAGCACACAAUAUGGAGAGAAAAACCAUACUAUGGAAAAAGAUACAAAAAUCCAUAGAUGAUAACAAUUCAGAUUCACACCAUACACUUAAACCUGCACUUCAAGCAAUCAUGUGUGAAAAGAGUUCAGAAAAUCAAGAUUUUCAAGACUCAUCAACUUCACCUAGAAAGGAAAAGUCAUCAAUAGUUUUGCCACCAACUCCUCCUCCAAAACCUGCUUCUACUCUUUUUUCACCUUCACAUAAAAAUGAGAAGGGAAUGAAAAUGCAGCCAACAGCAGCACCUCCACCACCUCCAACACCAUCAAAAUCGUCUAUCGGUUUGAAAACAGUUCGUCGUGUGCCAGAAGUAAUCGAAUUGUAUCGUUCGCUUACACGAAAAGAUGCCAACAUUGAAAACAAAACUCAUCACAAUGGAAUUCCUGCAGUAGCAUUCACCAGAAACAUGAUUGAGGAAAUCGAAAAUCGGUCAAAACAUCUUUCAGCUAUAAAAUCAGAAGUUCAAAGCCAAAAAGAAUUCAUCAGUUUCUUAAUCAAACAAGUAGAAUCAGCUUCAUAUGCAGAUAUAUCUGAGGUGGAAACAUUCAUCAAAUGGCUUGAUGGAGAAUUAUCAACACUGGUAGAUGAAAGAUCAGUCUUAAAGCAUUUUCCACAAUGGCCAGAACAAAAAGUAGAUGCAUUAAGAGAAGCUGCUUGUAACUAUAGAGAACUAAAGAAUCUUGAAUCAGAAGUUUCAUCAUAUGAGGAUAAUCCAAAAGAGCCAAUUUCUAUGGCCCUGAAAAGGAUACAAGCAUUACAAGACAGGUUGGAGGGAAGUGUAAGUAGUAAAGAGAGGAUAAGGGAGAGUUCAAGUAAGAAAUAUAGGAAUUUUCAUAUCCCUUGGGAGUGGAUGAUGGACACUGGCCUUGUUGGUCAGAUAAAGCUAUGUUCACUGAGGCUAGCAAAGGAAUUCAUGAAACGAAUAACUAAAGAAAUAAAAUCUCAUGAAGCUUUGCAUGAAGAUAAUAAUAACCUCUUAUUACAAGGAGUUAAGUUUGCAUUCAGAGUACAUCAGACAUUCAGUUUGCAGGUGGCUUUGAUCCUGACACUACACAAACUUUUCUAGAAUUGAAGAAAGUUGGUUGUGCUGUACCAAGCAAUAGUAACCUCAUCAUCAAUCCUCUCAAACAUGUUAAAGUUUGUCACAAACAUGUAUCUUAACAUAAAUUAAUGUUUUUGUCAUAAUUAUUAUUUUCUUUUUUGAUGAAAUAAUUAUUAUUUUCUGUUCACACAUCAGUAGCAGAGUUUACAAACAUGUAUAUGUUCUUCUAUUUAUAUGUAAUUUCUAAAAUUUAUUAAGUGA
Molecule: messenger RNA, 1698 nt
Organism: Medicago truncatula (barrel medic)
Lineage: Eukaryota; Viridiplantae; Streptophyta; Magnoliopsida; Fabales; Fabaceae
Product: protein CHUP1, chloroplastic
Exons: 5
Coding region: 211-1461 (416 amino acids)
Biological process (GO): protein localization to cortical microtubule cytoskeleton
Cellular component (GO): cortical microtubule
Source: RefSeq, a predicted model, not a curated record